GAUGGUAGAGGUGGCGGCGGCAGCGGCGGUGUUGGCAGCGAACGGCGAGGGCAGCAGAGUCGGUGGCCGUCGGUCUCGACACGAGUUACCGUGACAAGUGCAUUACCUAUUGCACCGUCGACCGAGUACACAUACACCAUAUUCACACAUACGUCUAUACAUAUGCACACAUCACACACGUACACAUACUAAAAACGACACGUCGUCGUUGAGAGUGUUUCGACAGACGCGCGACAAACGGUUUUCUCUUUCCUCAUCUCUAUUUUUUUCUUUCUUUUCCGUCACCUUUUCCUCGCGUUUCCCUCUUCGUUUCUGAGCGUUUCCGAGCGCAUCGCGAUUGACUCGCUCGGACAUCGCUCGUUUUUCCCCUUUAUCAAGAGUCGAUUCGUGUACGCGCGUGCAUCUUUCGAUUGACUGGAGAAGAAUCAACGGAGGGGUAGAAAAAAGAAUCGCACGAAAUUUCACCCUGAUCGGUCUCUAGGAAGAUCGACAAGUGGAGCGCGCGAUGGCGGACGAUCAAGAAGCAAACAACACGUGCGAGGAUUCCCUCGGGCCCGGUGAUGCAAACACCGCAUUCGCUAAGAAAAUUCGAGGACGAAAAGGAGCCCUGAAGAAAAAGAAUGUCUACGUGGUCAAGAAUCACAGUUUCAUGCCUCGUUUCUUUAAGCAACCAACCUUCUGCAGUCAUUGCAAGGACUUUAUAUGGGGCUUCGGGAAGCAAGGAUACCAAUGUCAAGUGUGCAGUUUCGUUGUUCACAAACGAUGUCACGAGUACGUGACCUUCACGUGCCCUGGUGCCGACAAAGGAGCUGAUUCCGACGACACGCGGACGAAGCACCAAUUCAAGCAACACACCUACAACAGCCCCACCUUCUGUGACCACUGCGGUAGUCUUCUCUAUGGUGUCAUCCACCAGGGCAUGAAGUGCCAAGCAUGCGACAUGAACGUUCACAAGAGAUGCGAGGAGAGCGUGCCGAAUCUUUGCGGAUGCGAUCAUACGGAGAGACGUGGUCGUAUAAACUUGUACAUCUCGUGCUCCGGAAGCAAGCUCACGGUCGAAGUGAAACAGGGGCGAAAUUUGAUUCCGAUGGAUCCAAACGGAUUGUCGGAUCCAUACGUCAAGUUGAAGUUGAUUCCAGAUUCGGACACCGUGAAGAAGAAAACGAAGACGAUCAAGUCCUCGUUGAAUCCCGAAUGGAACGAGACUAUCAUUUUCGACUUGAAACCCGAGGACAAGGACAGGCGGCUUUUGAUCGAGGUUUGGGAUUGGGAUCGAACGUCGAGGAACGAUUUCAUGGGCUCCCUCUCCUUCGGGAUAUCGGAGCUUAUCAAAGCGCCUGCCAAUGGCUGGUUCAAACUUCUCACCCAAGAGGAGGGGGAAUAUUACAACGUACCUGUUCCGGAGGAGGGCGUCGAUCUAGCCGAGUUGAAGAUGAAGAUGCGAAAAACCUCGGUCACGAAAAAGACGACCACCACUCAGGACAAGGAGGUGCCCCACAACAUGGGCAAGAGCGACUUGAUAAGGGCGAGCGAUUUCAAUUUCCUAAUGGUGCUCGGCAAAGGCAGUUUCGGAAAAGUUAUGCUGGCCGAGAGGAAAGGUACCGACGAGCUGUACGCGAUCAAGAUUUUGAAGAAGGAUAUCAUCAUUCAGGACGACGACGUGGAGUGCACCAUGGUCGAGAAACGCGUGUUGGCGUUGUCCACUAAGCCGCCAUUUUUGGUCCAACUACACUCCUGCUUCCAAACCAUGGAUCGCCUCUAUUUCGUGAUGGAAUACGUGAACGGUGGGGAUUUGAUGUAUCAGAUACAACAGUGUGGCAAGUUCAAAGAGCCUGUCGCUGUAUUCUACGCGUCCGAAAUAGCGAUCGGCCUUUUCUUCCUCCACGGCCGAGGUAUCGUGUAUCGGGAUCUGAAGUUGGACAACGUGCUGCUGGAUCAGGACGGUCACAUCAAGAUCGCCGAUUUCGGUAUGUGCAAGGAGGGGAUCAGCGGGGACAAGACCACGAAAACGUUCUGCGGGACGCCCGAUUACAUCGCGCCGGAAAUCAUAUUGUAUCAACCGUACGGGAAGUCGGUCGACUGGUGGGCGUACGGCGUGCUGCUGUACGAGAUGUUGGUCGGUCAACCGCCGUUCGACGGCGAGGACGAGGAGGAAUUGUUCGCCGCAAUAACCGAGCAUAACGUCAGCUAUCCGAAGAGCUUGUCAAAGGAGGCGAGGGAAAUUUGUAAAGCGUUUCUCACGAAGAAUCCGGUGAAGAGACUCGGCUGCGGGCUACGAGGAGAGGAGGACGUACGGAGCCACGCGUUCUUCCGACGUAUCGAUUGGGAGAAGAUAGAGAAUCGGGAGGUGCAGCCACCGUUCAAGCCGAAAAUCAAACAUCGCAAGGACGUAAGCAACUUCGACAAGCAGUUCACCUCGGAGAAGACGGAUUUGACUCCCACGGACAAGUUGUUCAUGAUGAACCUGGAUCAAACGGAGUUUAUGGGUUUCUCGUUUCUCAAUCCGGAAUUCGUGCAACACGUUUAAAUCGAUGGAAUAUCCUAAGUCACUGGCUAGUUUUAAUCUCAUACGUUUCUCUCUCUCUCUCUCUCCCUCCAUCUCUCCCUCCAAAGACGUUCAUCUUCGCUACUCAGGGGCUUUCACCGUCAUUUCCCUAUCUCUUUCUCUCUAUCUCUCUAUCUAUCUAUCUAUCUCUCUCUAUCUCUAUACUUCUUUCUUCCUCCGAACCCCCGAUAUCGAUCCACUUUCUUCGAAACUUGGCAAUUUGGUAUCUCGGUUGCUAGAGGCAACUUUUUCCAAAAAAAAAAAAAGAAGAAUUUUCACUUUGUAAUCUUUAAUAAUCUCAGAGAUCGGGUCUCAACGUAUCGCGUUGGUUAUCGCGUUGGAUUCGCCCGAUGAAACGAAACGGGAUGAAAAUCGGAAGGUGCUACGAGAUCGGGUGGUACGAGAAAAGAAAAGAAAGAGGAGAAAAUAAAUUACGAUCGCAAAUCGUUGAAUGGAAAACGUCGCGCUUCCUUCAGCGUUUUUAUCGGAAAAUAUUUCCCAUAUUGCCCUUCUCGUUCUUCUCCCCCCACCCUUCCUCCUCGAUACGUUUUUCUUCGAUUAUUUUCCGGGACACGUAUAUACACACAUACACGUACACGUACACACACAUACACGCGACUGUGUAAAUUAUACAUAUUGAACAAAUGAAUUAUAUUCCUAUUGUUAUUAUGAUUAAUUAUUAUUAUUAUUAUUAUUAUUGUUAAUAUUACUAUUAUUAUUAUUAUUAGAUAUAUUCUCCAACUUAUAGAAAUAAUCGCGAAUUGUUAUACGUGUUAUACGUGAAUUUAUUAAAUUUCAAUCCGCGAAUUAAUUUCGUUUAAUUAAACGAUUUUCUCUUAUGUAAUCUUUCCAGCUAGUUAAGAUAAUUAAGCGAAUUAAUUUUUUCUUUUUUUGCGGACACGGAUAAAAAAAAUUUUAACGAACGGUAACAAACGUUCGAUUUCUAGUCCACACAUUUCCAUACAGGUAUAAUGCUUAUACGUAUGUAUAACGUGUGCCUAUAUACGGAGAAAAAUUAUACGAUACAUAUAUGUAUAUAUACGAUAUAUAUAUAUAUAUAUAUCGUAUAUUUGCUCCCCGCUAAAUUAAUUGGUUAUCGAAGCACGAACUCGAAGCGCGUUUUCUUCUGAAUGCCAUUUAUUCACUUCCAAGAACGUGCUCGGUGAGCUUGACGGUGGUAGUGAGAUUAUAACGAUCGUAAGUAAUUUUAUACGCGAGGACGGACUGCAACAAUGUUGACGUUGUUGUUUGCGAAAAAAGAGAGAAAAAAAAGAAAAAAAACACGUACAGACGAUUAGGAUGGUGCUAGAAUGAUCGACGAUACGACGGUCGAAUCGAGUUAUUCUUGUCUGGUUUGUUAAUCGAUGUCCAUUCGAUACUUGCCUCGUUCGGAGCUCGUUGUUAUCGAUCGAACGAAGCGAGUAUAGGUAGUGGAAAGACAGUGGAACGGUUAUUUCAUCACCGGCACACAUCUCGUAUUUUCCUCGCUUUUUUCGAUUCGUUGAUUUCGAGUCGUUCGCUCGAAACGACGAAAGGGCGAUGCUUCGGUAUUCCUCGAUGAAGCUCUUCUCGUGCCUGAAAUCCUCGCUCCGGUGAUAUACGCCUUUUCUAUCGAGCUUGUUUCGGCUCGCGUCAUCGAGGACGAAAACAAUGAAACGACGAACGAAACGUUCGAUCGAUUUUGCGAAGUCGCGAAAAAUUUUUUCCUCCUCGAUCUCUCUUUUUUUCGGUCGGUUGCUACGCCGACGCUCGAUAGUAGGAUUAAUUAUUACUUGUCGAUUAAUUAAGCGUAAUUGUCGUAGAUAUAUAUAUAAAUAUAAAUAUAUAUAUAUAUGUAUAUAUACAUAUAUAUAUACAUAUAUACAUAUACAUAUACACACAGACACACACAUAUGUAUACAAGUUGACUGGCUCGUUAAUUUUUACGAGCGUCCCCUUUUUUUCUAAUACAUAUAUAUAUAUAUAGACACAUAUACACACGUUUCACGUUCGCGACUCGACGAGUGACAGUGGAACCGUUCGACAAUCGAAAUGUUCGAGUUUACGAGUGCGUUUCGCUUGGAACAUUAACUCUAUACGUUAGCAACCAUCCUCGAUAAAUUUUUCACUCUUCGAGAACAAAGCGUACACGUUAACAUACGCGCACGCACACGGACUCGUACCCUUCCAUUCGGGAUCUUUGUUAUCUCUCGCUCGUAACGAUCUUCCAUUUUAAAAAAAACCUUUGCCUCCUUUGUCCUCUGAUGUUUAGUCCAUCGGCGGACAAAGGAUACGAGUUCGUGAAUUUCGAAAGAAAAAGAGAGAAAAGAAAAAGAAAACAAUCGAGCGUAUUAAUUACAUGUUCCAAUAAAUAAGCGAUUAUCGUAACGUAAUUCUCGCCUCCUUUAUUCAACGGGUGAUUCAAUCAUAUUCUUCUAUCCACGAAUUUACGUAAUCUCCUUGAUAUCCCACCGCUCUUCUCUUAUCCGAUUCGAUUCAAGAAUCACACGCACCUCGUCACGUGUUACGAUUCCCUUGUUCGUCAAAAUGACUUUUUUUUUCUUUUCCAACCAACGAUUCGCGUGACAAAGUGAUGAUUUCAACCGAUUUCGAUGAUUUUAAUUUAUCGAAAAAUCCAAAAUGAUUAAUGGCGAAUCGCGUUCUGUUUGUAUAGAACAAUAUAUCGAUCUCACAAAAUAAAAAUUCCUUCAAUUUCACCGAUCGAUUUUUUUUUUUUUUUUUUUUUGAUAUAUCCCAAAUGUUCGAGACUACGUAAUCCAUGUUCGAGAUCUAUCUAUUUUUGUACCAAAAUGAUAAAAAAAAAAAAAAAAAGAGAAGAAAAAAAAGAAAAAAGAAUGAAAGAAAUUUCUUUAUUCACUAAAGAAAUCGUGCCGUGAAAUCGCGCGAUCGAUUCUUUUUUUCUUCCUCUAACGGCCGUCUAGUGAUGGGUAGUAGUAUAUCUUUUCCCAUCACUGUGCGAUCAUAUCUUUCGUAACCUAUUUUAGAUCGUACGCGAACAAAGAUAGUAAUCGUUGGAUAAUUUCAUGAAGUAGUCAUCGAUUAGCGGAACGAUUUAUAGUUCGAAAAUUGAAACAAAGCGGAAGAACGAGGAAUCUAGAGAUCUCGAGCAUCCUCGAAGUCGGCAAAACGCCAUGUUUCGAGGCUGCACAAGCUUACCUAGUCUUAUUUACUUACUCACGUAUAUAUAUACAUAUAUAUAUAUGUAUAGAUAAUAAGCUCUGCUGGCAUUCCAGCUAAGCGACAUACACGAUGAUUUUAUAAUUGUUGUCGCCGAUUUAUCCUCUCUUGUUUUUUCUUUAAAGAUAAAAAAAAAAAAGAAAAAAAUUAUUUCUUUUUUCCUCAAUACGAUCUUUUUUAAUUCUCUAUUCGAUUCUCUUUCAUCUCGUUCAUUUCUGUAUAUUUACUUUAUACCCUCUUUUCAUCUUUGUGCUCUGAUCAUUGUUCCUAUUUAAAGUUUUAAAAGUUUUUAAAAGUAAGGGGUAGAGAAUGAUAUCGUUUAUCGUAGUUUUUAAUGCAGUAAAACAGUUAAGACACUUGUUAAUCUCAAUUAUUAAAAUCGCGAAAAAUCUAUACGUGUUUUGUCUAUCGACGCGAAACAAAUCUCUCUCGAAUUCUCUCUUACGUCCUAAAAAUCGUAUCGUUAUUCGAGUAGCGAAACAGUUUGAACAAAUUUCUUUCUUUAUUCGUUCGUCGAAUGUGUAUAUCUUCUUCCAUAUGUUGUGAAUUAUCUUAUUGUAAAGAUUGAAUCACGUGUUCCACGUGGUUCGUCUGUUCGAAUGGAACGAACCGAUAAGAAGAAGAGAAGAUGAAAUAUAUUCAAAAAUAAGGAAUGUAAAUCGCGUAACUUCGGUCACUCUCGAAGUUGUAAUUUUGUUCGUUUCUCUCGAUUACACGUCGCAUGACACUAUACACAAGUUCGCUCGUACACACAUGUUUUUAAAAUGUUUUUCUGCAUUUAUAAUGUCCUAAUAAAAAGUUUCGAAUCGUGUCAUGAGAAA
This is a messenger RNA of Apis cerana (Asiatic honeybee), 6543 nucleotides long. RefSeq names its product Protein C kinase 53E (gene Pkc53E). The record is from RefSeq and is a predicted model, not a curated record. Gene Ontology annotation, biological process: protein phosphorylation. Gene Ontology annotation, molecular function: ATP binding; zinc ion binding; diacylglycerol-dependent serine/threonine kinase activity. NCBI's taxonomy places the organism in Eukaryota, Metazoa, Arthropoda, Insecta, Hymenoptera, Apidae.